UAAGCAAAAGAAGAAAGCAAAAAAAAAUACUCAUGAGUAGUUGGUCUCAAAAUCAUGUGUUGUUUAUCUUCUUUUUCUACUCAUUCUUAUUAUACAAUUCAUUUGUGUGUUACUCAGCUGAAGAUACCAUAACACUUGAGAGUUUACUCAGUGAUGAGACAAAAGAUUCUCUGGUUUCAGCAGGGGAGGUUUUUGAGCUGGGAUUCUUUGCUCCUAAUGGAAGCUCUGAUAGUAGAAGGUACGUUGGAAUAUGGUACUACAAGUCAAAUCCACAUACAGUUGUUUGGGUGGCCAACAGAGAUAAUCCACUGCCAGGUACUGGUGGAGUUUUUGCCAUUUCAGAUGAUGGAAAUCUCAAGGUUGUGGAUAAAAGUGGGAAAACUUAUUGGUCCACAAAUGUUCCAGCCUCGACCCAGAUGAAUAGAGUGGUUAACCUUAUGGAUUCUGGGAAUUUGGUGUUGAGUAACAAAGACCCUGAAGACAACUCAAUGAGUGUUCUCUGGCAGAGUUUUAAAAAUCCAACGGAUACUUUUCUUCCAGGUAUGAUGAUGAAUGAAAAUUUAGUAUUGACUUCUUGGACAAGUUAUGGUGAUCCUGGGUCAGGGAACUUUACAUUUCAGCAAGAUCAAGAGAAAACUAAUCAGGUGAUUAUAUUGAAAAGAUCAGUAAAGUACUGGAAUAGUGGAGUUUCAGGUAGAUUUAUUAGUCUCAAUGAGAUGCCUCCUGCUAUACUUUAUUUGCUUUCAAACUUCACGUCAAAAACAGUUCGAAAUGACUCAGUUCCUUAUCUCACAGCAUCUUUGUACAAGCACACACGAUUAGUUAUGAGUAUUUCUGGUCAAAUUCAGUAUCUGAGGUGGGAUUCUCAGAUGGUUUCGUCUCCGAUUUGGGAGGAGCCCAGAGACAAAUGCAGUGCAUACAAUGCUUGUGGAAACUUUGGUAGCUGCAAUAGUAUGAACAAUUUGGUCUGCAAAUGUUUGCCUGGUUUCAAGCCAAUCUCGCCAGAAAACUGGAACAUUGUGGAUUACUCAGGCGGGUGUGUUAGAAAGACAACGACAUGUCGAAACAAUUCAAAGAUUGACACGUUCUUAGACCUCAGGAUGAUGAAAGUUGGAAAUCCAGAUUCUCAAUUCAAUGCCAAGACUGAAGAGGAAUGCAAAGUUGAGUGCCUCAAUAAUUGCCAGUGCCAGGCAUACUUGUUUGAAGAAGCUGAGAUGAUUCAUGGCAGUUCAGCAUGCUGGAUAUGGUCAGAGGAGCUCAACAAUCUUCAGGAGGAGUACGACACUGGCAGGAAUCUCCAUGUUCGAGUAGCAGUUACAGAUAUAGAAUUGACUCCCAGGAGUUGUGAAGUUUGUGGAACAAAUCUUAUCCCUUAUCCCCUUAGCAUUGACCCAAAAUGUGGUGACCCCUUGUACUAUAGUUUUCAUUGCAACAAUUCUGAUGGGCAGAUUAGUUUUGAGACACCUAGCGGUACCUUCAGAGUCACAAGCAUUAACCCCGUUACACAGUCAUUUUUCAUCAGACUCAAAGAUCUUGAUAAUUGUAAAGACAGUUUUAGUGAGAAGUUUCUCAAGCUCAACCAGUCAUUGCCAUUUACUAUGAGGCACGGCUGCAAUGCUAACUUGGCCAAUUUUAGUUCUGACAUGAUAUCUAAACAUGGAGUGGAAGUAGAAAUUUCUUGGGAGCCACCAUUGCAGCCACCUUGUUCUUCAUCAGCGGACUGCAAGGACUGGCCAGAUUCAACUUGCAGUACUGCUCAAGAUGGCAAGAAUAGGUGCCUCUGCAAUAAACAUUUUCAAUGGGAUAACUUGAACUUGAAAUGUAGAGGAAAUGGCUUCAACAAGACUAUUAGGAGAGCAAAGAUGACGGCUUUGAUCAUUAUUGUUACUCUUAUAACUAUUGCUGUUGUAAUUACUCUCUCAAGCACUACCAUUUACAUCUGCUGUUGGAGAAGAAAGCUGGUCAAAAGACAAGAUAGCAGAAAAAGCUAUGAGAAGAAUGGGGUGCUUCAGUGGUAUGACAGUGACAGACGAACUAAAAGCAUUGAUUCAGGCAGGUACAAAGAAGAUGAUACCAAUGGCAUAGAAGUACCAUUUUUCGAUCUGGAAAGCAUACUCACUGCCACAUCUUACUUCUCGAAUGCAAAAAAGCUUGGACAAGGAGGAUUUGGACCUGUCUACAAGGGUGAGCUUCCAGGAGGAGAAGAAAUUGCAGUAAAGAGGCUCUCAAGUAGUUCUGGACAAGGCCAUGAGGAAUUUAAGAAUGAGGUUCUAUUAAUUGCUAAACUUCAACAUCGAAAUCUGGUUAGACUUUUGGGUUAUUGCAUUGAAGGAGAAGAAAGAAUGUUAGUUUAUGAAUACAUGGCUAACAAAAGCUUAGACUCUUUCAUAUUUGAUCGAAAGUUGUGCAUGUCAUUAGACUGGGAUAUGCGCUUCAACAUCAUUCUAGGAAUUGCUCGAGGCCUUCUCUAUCUCCACUAUGAUUCCAGGUUAAGGAUCAUACAUAGAGAUUUAAAAACCAGCAACAUUUUACUAGACCAAGAGAUGAUCCCCAAAAUCUCAGACUUUGGCUUGGCAAGAAUUUUCGGUGGUGAUGAAACUGCAGCAAACACCAAAAGAGUAGUUGGAACAUAUGGCUACAUGUCUCCAGAAUACGCAUUAGAUGGACUAUUUUCCCUCAAAUCCGAUGUGUUUAGCUUUGGAGUUGUUGUGAUUGAGAUCAUCAGUGGAAAAAGGAACACAGGAUUUUUUGAGCCAGAACAAGCCUUGAGUCUCCUAGGCUGCGCAUGGCAUUUAUGGAAAGAAGAGAAGGCAUUGAACUUGAUAGAAGAAACACUUGUUGAAAGUUGCAAAAAAGAGGAGUACUUGAAGUGCUUUAAUUUAGGGCUAUUAUGUGUUCAGGAAGAUCCAAGUGAUCGUCCCACUAUGUCUAACGUAGUUUCCAUGCUUGGCAGUGACUCUGCAACCCUUCCAACCCCUAAACAACCAGCCUUCGUAGUCAGGCGAUGCCCUUCUAGCAAAGCCUCAUCCUCAAGUAAACCUGAAACUUACUCUCAUAAUGAACUAACUGUCACUUUAGAAUGUGGCAGAUAGCGAAAGGGUUCUUUUGUUUCUUUAGUUUUUUUCAUCAAUUUUGUUGGCAUUUAAUUGAAUUUUAAGACCCUUUUCUUUUCAUUUUUCAUUGUAACAAUUUUAUUCGUAGUAUCAGAAUUUGUUGACUUUGA
Humulus lupulus (European hop) is the source of this 3223-nucleotide messenger RNA. Its product is annotated as G-type lectin S-receptor-like serine/threonine-protein kinase At4g03230. Bases 33 to 3092 code for a protein of 1019 amino acids. Gene Ontology annotation, molecular function: ATP binding; protein kinase activity. The transcript has 8 exons. The record is from RefSeq and is a predicted model, not a curated record. NCBI's taxonomy places the organism in Eukaryota, Viridiplantae, Streptophyta, Magnoliopsida, Rosales, Cannabaceae. Gene Ontology annotation, biological process: protein phosphorylation; recognition of pollen.